Messenger RNA from Poecilia reticulata (guppy), 1720 nucleotides. RefSeq names its product alpha-tectorin-like. Gene Ontology annotation, biological process: cell-matrix adhesion. The record is from RefSeq and is a predicted model, not a curated record. NCBI's taxonomy places the organism in Eukaryota, Metazoa, Chordata, Actinopteri, Cyprinodontiformes, Poeciliidae. Gene Ontology annotation, molecular function: protein binding.
GUUUUUACACCAGAGAGGCGCUUAGACAGAUUUGAUGAAUUUUUGAAAAAUGGCAGGUCGACUCCUCCUGCCUUUACUGCUGCUGUCAGCUACAGGUGGAGUAUCAACUCAAAGUCAAGGACCCCUCUACCCAAUUGCUGGAACAACAAGCUCUCAUUCAGAUGAUGGAAGCUCACCUGCAAUUUCACUCCUACGGACCUUUAACUAUUUCGGACGGUCGUACUCUCAGAUUUACGUGAACCACAACGGACAUCUGACCUUUGAUUAUCCAUGGUCAAGUUUUUCUCCUCAGCAAUUUCCAAUGUAUGGAACCAUAGACAUCAUUGCUCCGUUCUGGACUGAUUUAGACAACAGAGGCAAUGGUGAUAUCUACUAUGUUCAGUACACCAACGGCUCUCUUCUCCAACGAGUUACACAGGACAUCAACACGUACUUCCCAGCUCUYAACUUUCAGGCCAACUGGAUCUUUAUAGCAACAUGGUAUGAAGUUGCCUAUUUUCCAACAACUGGAACACGAACAACCAUUCAGGCAGUCUUGACUACCAAUGGCCAGUAUUCAUUUGUGCUGAUGAAUUAUGGGUCAAUAGCCUCCACAUCAAGAUCUAUACAGGCUGGAUAUGAUACAGUCAGUUCCUCUCACCACUUCACCAUCCCUGGAUCAUUCUCUAGUAACGCAACUGGACCUAACUCAGCUUUUAGUCUCGGCAGUAAUGUCAACGUACCCGGUCGCUGGGCCUUCCGAGUCGAUCAUGGAUCAUUAGUAUGUCAUUUUAAUGGUCAGCCUGUUCAACUUGGUGACUCUUUCUGGAGUGACAGCACCUGUGCACAGAAGUGCACCUGCACCAGAGCAGGGCUGCAAUGCUCCAACAAUCGGUGCUCCUUUUCCMAAAUCUGUCGGCCAGCUGCCUUUCAGUACUCUUGCCAGACAGUGCAAAGACGAACCUGCAGCAUCAGUGGAGAUCCACAUUACUACACCUUUGACAACUCAGUGUUUCACUUUCAAGGCACAUGCACUUACGUUCUGUCAGAGCAGUGUCAGAACGGACUGCCCUACUAUAGAGUGGAGGGGAAAAAUGAGCAUCGCGGCAGCACUCAUGUUUCAUGGACAAGAUUGGUCAAAGUCUUUGUUCAUGAUCAAACUGUAGAGCUGGUUAAAGGGCAUUAUGGAGAGGCUAAGGUUAAUGGAAGUUUUGCAACAGUUCCAUUUUCCCUCAGAAAUGGCUCUAUCCAGGUUUAUCAGUCAGGUUUCUCUGUGAUCGUCAGCACUGACUUUGGCCUGAUGGUGUCUUAUGACAUGUAUUCAUAUGUCCAGAUCAGUGUGCCCUACACUUACCAAAAUAGCACAUGUGGACUCUGUGGAAACUUCAACAAUCACCCUGGAGAUGACUUUCGAACCCGUCAAGGUGAAGUGGUGAACUCUGAUGUAGUUUUUGCCAACAGCUGGAAAGCAUCUGGUGAUGAUGAGCCCRGCUGUGAAGUUCAUUGUGCAGGUCUGGCCUGUGCCGGCUGCACAGCAGCUCAGACAACACUGUACAGAAACUCUGCCCACUGUGGUAUUCUGGAGAACAGCACAGGACCGUUUGCUGCAUGCCAUCAACAACUCCCUCCAAGAUCUUUUGUAGAUAGUUGUGUGUAUGAUCUCUGUGUCAGUGGAGGGUAUCAGCCCAUUCUCUGCCAAGCCCUAAAUGUCUACUCAAGUCAGUGUCAACAAAAUGGGAUC